CGCAUUCACCCCUCGAACGCGUAGCUACACCGUCGCUGCCACGAACCCCGCUAGCGUCAGACCAACGGCGUCCGUUACUACUUGCUGCUGUUGAGUGAUCAACACCGUCGACGACCGACAACCUGUGCUGGCGAAGGAAUAUGUGGGGCCGAGCAAACAUGGGCGUCGUCGUCCUGUUCUUCGUUGUCGUCUGCGCUUUUGCUAAUGCGGAAGGUGCGACGGAUGUUUCUGCAGAGACUGAGGCGGUCCUCGACAAGGCGGUUGCGUGGCUUUGGGGUAAACGAGAUAAGGAUGCUGGAUGGGGUAACGAGACGCAGCGAGUCCUUCUUGCUCUUCGGUUGGCCAACUUGUCCCAGGAGGACGAGGUCCCGCCACAACCAUCGCUGGAGCUGCAGCUUAGCGGGAAGCAAAUGGAACUGGAAAUCGUCCUUCUACUGUGGCGACACCACGAGAUACCCUAUGCUCCGAUGCGUCUGGCUCAGUACACCCUGGCAUUGAACGCCCUCUGCAUGGACCCGAGGCAGUUUCAUGGUCACGAUCUGAUCGGCACGCUGCAGCACCAUGAACCCCAACUCGACUACGAAUUCGCUUUCUCUACCCUGGCUGCUUGCAGCGCCCAAGCUCACGUAAGGAAGCGACAGAUCCGGAGACUCCUCGACAUAGCUAACGCUGCGCAGGAUCACAAUAUCGACACGGUGGCAAUGGUGAUCCUCGCGCUGCGUUGCAUAGUCCAGGACCAUCGACACAGGAAUCUCCACCACUUCGUGAGAAAGCCAUCGCUGGGUCUCGCCCAUCAGCAGCAACACGACGGGAGCUUCGGUAACUUGCAUACGACCGCUCUGGUGAUGCAGGCACUUGAAGAAGCGGAAAACGAACCUGCUGAGAAUUGGAAUCGGUCGGCGGCCGUCUCUUGGCUAGCAACUCGACAACACUCCGACGGCAGCUUUGAUAACGACGUUAAAACGACCGCCGAGGCAAUUUUAGGACUUUCGGCCAAGGGUCUUGCCAACGUUCGGGCUCUCGAUUGUGGCCAAGGAGUCACCGAUGCUCUUCCACCUCGUCUGACCAAUCCGAACGAGAUCGCAUUGGCGGACAAUCACAGCGAGGUGAUUCUCCUCUCCCCUACCGGAUCCAACGUGACCAAUCCAACGGAACCAGCUGGCACCCAGGCCCCGAUCCUGGUCAACAUCAGCUACACCCUCUGGGUUGGAAGCAACGUAAACGAGACGUACAACCUGACGAUAACAGCCCCGAGGAACGAAACCUUCUACGAGGUGAUGAUCACCGCUGCUGAAAUGUCGCCCCACUUCCAGUUUGCGGCCUCCGAAUGGCCGAACGGUCAUUACGUCCAUACCUUGGCCGGAUACAAGGAGGAGCCAAUGUCCUAUCAUUAUUGGUUGCUGUACAGACUGCCGACGCCACCGGAAGCUGGAUCUCCGCCCGGAAAUCAGCUGGUCGCACCAGGAGGUGUCGAUGACCUGCAGAUCAGCGAGGGCGACCAUUAUCUCUUCUGGUACAAAAAACUGUAAGGAAGUACGAAUCCGGAAUCGGAAAGUUCAGGGGAAACGGACAGAUUCCGACGGAGGGACGAGACAAACCGAAUCCAGGAUUAAAA
Diprion similis is the source of this 1615-nucleotide messenger RNA. RefSeq lists its product as uncharacterized. Gene Ontology annotation, molecular function: cobalamin binding. The transcript is spliced from 7 exons. Gene Ontology annotation, biological process: cobalamin transport. The record is from RefSeq and is a predicted model, not a curated record. NCBI's taxonomy places the organism in Eukaryota, Metazoa, Arthropoda, Insecta, Hymenoptera, Diprionidae. The coding region runs from base 141 to 1529 and encodes 462 amino acids.